Molecule: messenger RNA, 861 nt
Organism: Postia placenta MAD-698-R-SB12
Lineage: Eukaryota; Fungi; Basidiomycota; Agaricomycetes; Polyporales; Adustoporiaceae
Exons: 6
Coding region: 1-861 (286 amino acids)
Biological process (GO): rRNA processing; tRNA 5'-leader removal
Cellular component (GO): ribonuclease MRP complex; ribonuclease P complex
Molecular function (GO): ribonuclease P RNA binding
Source: RefSeq, a predicted model, not a curated record
AUGGCCGCUCUUGACGCCGCGGCUCGCGCCCGUAUGCCACACAACGUCGUUGCCUAUCGCGACAUCUACACCGAGGAGCAUGACCACACCGCACGUCCACCUAUUAACCGUCGUGUCACGCUCAACUCCUCGACGCCGUUCACCCCGACUUACGUCAAGGAGCUGCUGGCGGGAUCUGCAGAUCCUUCUCAACUCUACACCAGCCGCGUUCAGGGACGUCAGAUCCUCCUCGAGAACCCGGUGCGCCAGAGCAAAACCAGACAGGAACGUGCAGAGAAGAAAGCCAUGCGGCUCGCAGGGAAGGCUAAGAAGCAGGCCAGAAGUAUCGCACCGCGAACUGCUCGGAGAAACGGUCUCUGGAGACUACAGCCCGAGGAGAUGAAAUUUGAGCUCUUUGUGCCCCUCCACCAGUUAUGGAUGGGUUAUAUGUCAGAGCUUCUUGCUCUUGCGCCCGCACCAGCGACCCCUAUCACCCAAUUUACCUCCCAUGCGGUUCCGAGUGCCGCAGCGAUGCAUCCCAAACUGGUCAAAGCAGACUACCACGGCUCCCUCAUGACCGUGCGACAGAGCAAAAACCCAUGUCUUGUCGGCCUAUCCGGAAUUGUCGUACACGAGACCGAAAACACGUUUAAAAUAAUCACUCGAGAAGAUCGGCACAAAUUGAUCCCGAAGCAUAACACCAUCUUUUCGUUUGCCGUUCCGCUUUAUUCCACCGAUGCUCCGACAGCCUCAACGGGAGCUGAUCGCACGGUCUUUGACUUACCACAUAUAGAGUUUGAACUUUAUGGUAAUCAGUUCUGCUUCCGAGCAGCUGAGCGCGCGGGCCGAAAAUUCAAACACAAAGAGACGAUUGGACUCUGA